GCAGCGAGGGCGGAUCGGGAGGCGCAGCUGCUCGCAUUUCGCUCACUUGUCAAUCGCCCUGGAGAAAAACAUGUGAUCUGAUGCCGGGAUAAGUGUUUGCGAGGCUAGAUCUACCCGCGGCCACGUGCAAUAGUACCGUCGUUCUGUGAUAUGUGGAGGAAGUGUGGUAGAAGUGGCGUGUGUGUAAGGAGCACAAACACAACAUGACUCAGUGGGACUCGAAUGGGUUUUGGGGCGACCUCCUCCUCACUCCUCAUUUAGGCGAGGUCCUCAUGAAGGAGGUAGCUGUCAGUCGGCAGGCCCUAAGGAGAACUGAGCCAGCCAGGUCCCGUGUCUUGUAGCCUGAAGGACGCUGCAGGAGGCCCGGGGCAGUGAGAGGCAGAGAGGGAGAAGGAGAGAGUGUUUUGGGAUAUGGUGAUUUAAAAGGUUGACAUUUAAGUGUGAGAAAGUUUCGAGGAAGAUCUUUAGAAUGCAGGCCAAGAAACGGUACUUGCUCUUGUUCAGCUGCUGUGCUUUCCUCUCCUUCGGCUACUUUGGCUACCACCACUUCAAAAGCCAGCGGCAGAAUAAGUGGUAUCAGCAGUUGUCUAGUUAUUCGGACGACACAGACAUCCUUCAUGAUGAGGACAUUUAUCCCAAUCGUAAGUACAGGAGUCGAAGGACUUCGGUCGACAGGGAUGGCUUUGUGCCCUUCAGAGAGUGCCGCAUGGAGAACUGUUUUGAUUUCUCGCGCUGCACCAAGGAUUUCAAAGUGUAUGUUUACCCCAUAGACGAUAAUGUGCCGCCAAGCAGCAGCUACAUGAAAGUGCUCAAUAUUAUACAGGAUUCUAAUUAUCAUACGUCAGACCCUAGUCAGGCUUGUGUUUUUGUGCUGAGUCUUGACACCCUAGACCGUGACACACUGAGUAAAGACUAUGUGCGCAACAUGUUGCCAAGAAUACAGCGUUUACCUCUGUGGAACAAUGGCCAAAAUCACAUCAUAUUUAACCUAUACUCUGGCACGUGGCCUGACUAUGCAGAAGACCUGGGUUUUGAUGUUGGUAAGGCCAUACUAGCAAAAGCCAGCAUCUCCAUUGAGAACUUCCGCCAGGGUUUUGACAUAUCUCUCCCUCUGUUCCACAAAACGCACCCCGAGCGUGGUGGGGAAGAGGGCUUCCUAGAUUCCAAUAAAUUCCCGGGGACCAAGAAGUAUCUUUUAGCAUUCAAGGGGAAGCGCUAUGUGUACGGGAUAGGGAGCGAGACACGGAACAGUCUCUACCACUUACACAACGAACGUGACAUUGUGUUGGUGACCACGUGCAAGCAUGGCGAGAGCUGGAAGGACCACAAGGAUGACAGAUGUGAUCAUGACAACGCUGAAUAUGACAG
Molecule: messenger RNA, 1368 nt
Organism: Penaeus monodon (black tiger shrimp)
Lineage: Eukaryota; Metazoa; Arthropoda; Malacostraca; Decapoda; Penaeidae
Product: exostosin-1-like
Cellular component (GO): Golgi apparatus
Molecular function (GO): acetylglucosaminyltransferase activity; glucuronosyltransferase activity
Source: RefSeq, a predicted model, not a curated record